GAGGCCCCCAGCGGCCGCAGCCGCUGCCCGGGGCCGGGCGCCCGCGGCGGCACCAUGAGUCCCCGCUCGUGCCUGCGUUCGCUGCGCCUCCUGGUCUUCGCCGUCUUCUCGGCCGCCGCGAGCAACUGGCUGUACCUGGCCAAGCUGUCAUCAGUGGGGAGCAUCUCGGAGGAGGAGACGUGCGAGAAGCUCAAGGGCCUGAUCCAGAGGCAGGUGCAGAUGUGCAAGCGGAACCUGGAGGUGAUGGACUCGGUGCGCCGCGGCGCCCAGCUCGCCAUCGAGGAGUGCCAGUACCAGUUCCGGAACCGGCGCUGGAACUGCUCCACGCUCGACUCGCUGCCUGUUUUCGGCAAGGUGGUGACGCAAGGCAAGGGUAAUGUCUCAUUUACCAGUUUCCCAGCACGUGGCAGAGCCUGGCAAGGAGGAGACAGUCAAGGGAUGUCAUCCAGUGGCAGAGAGCAAGUCGGGGCAAGGACCCAAGGGGCAGAAGAGGGGAGGCAUGGGUCAGUGCGGCCUGAUGCAGGGACUCGGGAGGCGGCCUUCGUGUACGCCAUCUCUUCGGCAGGUGUGGCCUUUGCGGUGACGCGGGCGUGCAGCAGUGGGGAGCUGGAAAAGUGCGGCUGUGACCGGACGGUACACGGGGUCAGCCCACAGGGCUUCCAGUGGUCAGGAUGCUCGGACAACAUCGCCUACGGCGUGGCCUUCUCACAGUCAUUUGUGGACGUGCGGGAGAGGAGCAAGGGGGCCUCGUCCAGCCGGGCCCUCAUGAACCUCCACAACAACGAGGCCGGCAGGAAGGCUAUCCUGACUCACAUGCGGGUGGAGUGCAAGUGCCACGGGGUGUCGGGCUCCUGCGAGGUAAAGACGUGCUGGCGAGCCGUGCCGCCCUUCCGCCAGGUGGGCCACGCGCUGAAGGAGAAGUUUGACGGCGCCACGGAGGUGGAGCCACGCCGUGUGGGCUCCUCCAGGGCGCUGGUGCCGCGCAAUGCGCAGUUCAAGCCGCACACAGAUGAGGACCUGGUGUACUUGGAGCCCAGCCCGGACUUCUGCGAGCAGGACACGCGCAGCGGCGUGCUGGGCACGAGGGGCCGCACGUGCAACAAGACGUCCAAGGCCAUCGACGGCUGUGAGCUGCUGUGCUGCGGCCGCGGCUUCCACACAGCACAGGUAGAGCUGGCCGAGCGCUGCAGCUGCAAAUUCCACUGGUGCUGCUUCGUCAAGUGCCGGCAGUGCCAGCGGCUCGUGGAGCUGCACACGUGCCGGUGACCGCCGCCCAGCCCUGUGCCCAGCAACCACCUAGUGGCCCAGGGAAGGCCGAUAAUUUAAACAGUCCCGCACCACCCACCCCAAAAGAUACUGGUUGUAUUUUU
Molecule: messenger RNA, 1370 nt
Organism: Physeter macrocephalus (sperm whale)
Lineage: Eukaryota; Metazoa; Chordata; Mammalia; Artiodactyla; Physeteridae
Gene: WNT4
Product: Wnt family member 4
Exons: 6
Coding region: 55-1266 (403 amino acids)
Biological process (GO): canonical Wnt signaling pathway; multicellular organism development; cell fate commitment
Cellular component (GO): extracellular region
Molecular function (GO): frizzled binding; cytokine activity
Source: RefSeq, a predicted model, not a curated record